This is a messenger RNA of Dentiscutata erythropus, 618 nucleotides long. NCBI's taxonomy places the organism in Eukaryota, Fungi, Glomeromycota, Glomeromycetes, Diversisporales, Gigasporaceae. The record is from the annotation of a GenBank genome assembly.
AUGCCAAGCCAUCAACUGAGUAUUAAUAGGUUAGAACAAAACAUAGCAUAUCUUGAUGACUACUUAGAUACACUGGAAUCGCUACCAGUAGAGAUGCAGCGUAGCUUCACUCUAAUGCAACAGCUCGAUGCAAAAGCUCAAGAAGAGUUCGAUAAGGUCGCUGAAGAAUGCGUACAACUAGUACAACAAAUAGGUGAGCUUUCAUCCGAAGAAAGAACUGAACGACUUAGAAAAUUCAGUAAAAGUUUGUCUGCAGCUGGUAAAUAUGCUGAAGAAAGAGUAUCUCUUGCUACCGUAACUUAUGAUACCGUCGACCGUCAUAUAAGAAGACUUGACGAUGACCUUCAAAAAUUUGAAGAUGAACAAAUGACAGGUCCAGGAAGAAUAAGUUCCACAGCAACGGCAAGCUCGUCUCGUGAAGAAAACUCCCGGAAACAACUUCAAAAGACUGAAAAAGAAAGGAAGGAUGUUAAGGGUGAAAAAAGAGCACAACAUAACGGUGAGACUUCGGCCCCUAAGAAACGUAAGACCGCAAAAAAUGACGUUGGAACUCCACCUCCUUCAAAUUCUAGACAUCCCGUUGAGAAAGAACGUGAGAAACCCGUUAAAAAUAUAAUG